AUGGGCGUGUUGCAUUACUUCGCGUUCAUCGUGGGCCGGUUGUUGUAUGCCUGUCGCGGCCAUGAUGCCUAUCAAAUCAUUCACUCACGGGCGUUCAAAGAAACUCCCGAUGCAAAUAUGACCCUUGAGUCUCCUGAAUGUGGUCCGUCUGGUUCGAAGUUGCCUCUUCACUGCACUUGUCUGGCCGAUGACGGAAGGGGAUAUUUGCCUGAACUGCGAUGGAGUCCCCCAAGUUCUCACGAGCCGGUCCAGGAAUUCGUCUUGAUUUGCGAAGACCUCGAUGCACCUAUUCCGUUUUACGUCUUCCAUCACGGACUUCUAUGGGCGAUUCCUGCCUCAACUCUCUCCGCCAACAAGGAAGACGUACAGCCCGAUCAGCACGAUAAGAUUUCGCGCCAAACUACCGCCGGUUGGCGAUUUGUUCCAAACAUGCUGGGAACACCCUACGCCGGUGCAGGUGCACCAUUAGGUCAUGGGUCACACCGCUAUCUCUUUACGAUCGUUGCUCUGAACGCGCCGCUGAAGUUCAAGUGUCCUGAAGGAACUAGCAAAAAAGAUAUCAAGCGAGCUAUGAAUGGCAAGGUGAUUGGCUGGGGACAAUGGACUGGAGUGUUUGAAAGGCCAUGGCCUUAA
Penicillium nucicola is the source of this 633-nucleotide messenger RNA. RefSeq names its product YbhB/YbcL family Raf kinase inhibitor-like protein. The transcript has a single exon. The record is from RefSeq and is a predicted model, not a curated record. Bases 1 to 633 code for a protein of 210 amino acids. NCBI's taxonomy places the organism in Eukaryota, Fungi, Ascomycota, Eurotiomycetes, Eurotiales, Aspergillaceae.